Molecule: messenger RNA, 3609 nt
Organism: Ascochyta rabiei
Lineage: Eukaryota; Fungi; Ascomycota; Dothideomycetes; Pleosporales; Didymellaceae
Product: U3 snoRNP protein
Exons: 2
Coding region: 1-3609 (1202 amino acids)
Biological process (GO): tRNA export from nucleus; rRNA processing
Cellular component (GO): UTP-C complex; small-subunit processome; CURI complex
Source: RefSeq, a predicted model, not a curated record
AUGGCGCCGCCCGCUACCAAACGCAGAAAGCUCGAGCAGUCCGAGGAUGAGAGUGAGGGAAGCUUCGCUGGAUUUGACAGUGCAGAUUCGGACAUUGGCGACGAGGCACAUGGCGAAGACAGCGACGUUUCCAUGGAGGGGCCAGCAGGCGGCGAGGGCGUGAGCGUGAGCGUGAGCGUGAGCGACGACGAGGAUGCAGAGGAGAGCGUUGCGCAGAAGAACAAGAAAUCCACACCGGCUGCGUCUGCCACUCCAGCCCAGAAAGCGCCGAAGAGGCCUGCUGCGACUCUGCAAGAUGGCGUCUACACAUCCGAAUCGUUCAAGUCGAACAUGUUCAAGCUCCAAGUCGACGAGUUGCUGGAGCAGGUCAAGCCCAAGUACGGAAAGAAGGAGGCCCCGGCCGAGAACGCCAUGCGCACUUUGAAGACAAUCAUCGAACAGAUACCGAACCGAGACGCUUUGCCAAUUUUAGAAGCAGAAAAGGCUUUGAAAUCCGCCGGCAUCGCUGUGCCAUUCCCCAGCCCUCGCCCACCCAAGGAUGCAAAGUACAAGCUGCAGUACGAGCGACCGUCGAGCAUCAACGCAACCGGCAGCUAUCCCCUCAAAACUGCGACAAAGUCCGACGAGGGCAUAGCAAUCGACCUUGUGGUUACCAUGCCCGAGUCCCUUUUCCAGGAAAAAGACUACCUAAACCACCGGUACUUCUAUAAACGCGCAUACUACCUGGCCUGCCUGGCUGCUGGCAUCAAGGGUGCGAAGAAGCACAAGUUCGAGCUAUCCUUCGAGAGUUGGCAUGGAAACCAGCUUCAGCCUAUCAUCGUCAUACGACCAAGCGCCGACGGCGAUGCAGACGACUUCUCCAGCUCCAAAGCUAGGAUCAACAUCAUUCCCGCUCUGCCAGAGAACACAUUUGCGCCGAACAAGCUGUUGCCAAACUCGAACGCCGUGCGGCCCAAGGGUAGCGAGGAGGAGGCUACCAGCAAGACACUACCGCCGACGCCGUUCUACAACAGCGCGUUGCAGUCGGAUGCGAAUAUUACUGCCUACCUCAAGCUGCUGUAUGCAACUGCUACCAAAGCGGAUGCAUUCAAGGACGCGUGUAUUCUCGGUCGCAUAUGGCUCAAGCAGCGUGGCUUUGGAAGCCAGCUGCGAAAAGGCGGCUUUGGCAACUUCGAGUGGGCGGCCCUUGUGGCUCUUCUGCUGCAGCCAAACCAAACGACUGGCGCGCAACCGUUGUCACCUGGCUACAGUAGCUACCAGCUGUUCAAGGCCACUCUUCAAUUCCUCGCCCGUCAUGACCUGAGCAAGAAGGCUGUCGUUUUGCAGGCGCACAACAUCACCAUCCCAAAGGGCAACACCACGCCGGUCUUUUAUGAUGGUCCUCGAGGCCAGAACAUCCUGUUCAAGAUGACACAGUGGUCGUACGCAUGCCUUCGCCAGGAAGCAAAAGCAACCGUGGACAUGCUGAGUGACACUGUCUUCGAUCAGUUCGACUCGACGUUCAUCCUGAAGACCGAGCUCCUGAAGCUCAAGUACGAUGCCAACCUCGAGAUCCCUCUUUCAGCACUCAGUCUGGACCCAGCGAGCGACGAGUACUACGAGCAGAUCGGCGAUGUCUGCCGUAAGCUGUACAUUACUUUGACUCGUGCACUCACCGAUAGAGUCACAUCGAUAUCUUUCAUGAUGCCGGAAGAAGAUGAUUGGUCCAUUGCUGUACGACGGCCUCAAGAGAAGCAGCGCAAGAGCAUUCUCGUCAACUUUGCGACCGACCCAGCGAAUGCAAACCGGACUGUUGACCAUGGGCCGGCGGCCGAGAACAAGCAAGAGGCGGCUGCUUUCCGCAAGUUCUGGGGCGAAAAGUCCGAGCUCAGGCGCUUCAAAGAUGGAAGUAUCACUGAGAGUGUGGUUUGGUCUCUGAAAGAAGCAUCGGCAUCCGUUAUUGAGCAGAUUGUGUGCUACAUUCUCCAGCAGCACAAGAUCGUACAAGCAACGGAUGAGCUCAGAUUCACUGGAGAUGAUUUCGCUCAUCUCGUCAGUGCUGGCUGCAUUCAGGGAGCAUCAGGUGUAGCGCCCUUCCUUUCGAUCAUGAACGCUUUCGCCACAAUGGAGAAGGACAUCCGUGCCCUGGAGGAUUUGCCGUUGCAACUUCGCUCGAUCAGGGCUGCGGAUGCACAACUACGCUACGCGUCUGUGGAGCCACCCGCCGCCGGACAUGUGCCUGCCUCAGUCGUGCUUCAGUUCGAAGGCUCUGGGCGCUGGCCUGACGAUCUUUGUGCUAUCCAACGGACCAAGAUUGCUUUCCUGCUACGUAUCGCAGACCUCCUGACCGAGACAGAAUCUGAGUACGUUUCUCGUGUUGGUCUUGAAAACCCAUCACAGCCGGCGCAGAAUCAAGCGUUCCUGGACGUUACGUCUGCUGCAGGCUUCACCUUCCGCAUUCGCAUCUACCACGAUCGUGAGGUCACUCUGUUCGAGCGCCAACUCAAGGAUAAGACCCUUGAUGCUCCAUCCCGUGAGUCAGCAGCUGCGUCGCUCGCACUCUAUAAGCGCGAAUUCGUCCAGUCGCCGCUACACUCGCAGGUCCUACAGACACUCUGCACCCGUUUCCCUGCUCUCUCACCAUCAAUCAGGCUGACAAAACUGUGGUUUGCUUCACAUCUUCUUGCUCCCCACUUCUCCGCCGAACUUAUCGAACUCCUCGUUAUCCGCACAUUCCUCCAACCCUACCCAUGGCCUGUUCCAGCAACAUCAACAACAGGCUUCCUUCGCACGCUCUCCUGGCUCGGCCGCUGGGACUGGCGCCACGAGCCACUCAUUGUCGACUUCAGCUCCACCUUCUCCGCCAAUCCGGCCGAUCUCGAAGAUGCUACACAGCAAAAGGGCAUGAAACCGAGCGACCUCGAGCGCCUGCAGACCCGGUUCGAGGCCUGGCGAAGAAUCGAUCCGGCGAUGAACCGCGUCGUGCUCUUCGCAGCCACAAACCUCGACGAAGAGGGCACGACAUGGACAGACAAAGCCCAGCCCGAAAAAGUGGUUGCCGCACGCCUCACCGCCCUAGCGAAGGCCGCCUCCCAGGCCGUACGAGCAGACGAAGACCGCCUGCUAUCCCACAUCAACAGCGGCAAAGAUGACAGCCCGCCCGAACUAAGCCCGGAAUCUCUCUUCACAGCCUCAACAGCAGACUACGACAUCACCAUCACCCUAGCCUCCAAGCACACCCCCUCGCACUCCAAGAAGCGCAAAUCCAGCUCAGCCCACCAGUUCAAGAACCUCGAAAUCCAACACGCCACGCGCAUCCAACCCGCCACCCCACCGCUCCCCUCCCUCUUCGCCCAAGACCUGCUUGCCAUCUACGGCGACAGCGUCCUCUGGUUCUGGGACCCAGAGACGCUGGACAGCAUCGUCGGGCUGUGGAACCCCCUCGUCACGGGCCAGCGCAGCUGGAAGGUUAAACCCGGGUGGAACAGUGUGCCUGUCAAAGUCAGGGUUAGCGAGGCGGACAAGGACAAGGGGAGGAAUGUCGAGAUUCGCGUUAAUAAGGAGGCGGUCGUGAAUGAGAUCCUGAGGUUGGGUGGGGAGCUUAUUAAGAGUGUUGAAGUGAAGGGUUGA